Messenger RNA from Topomyia yanbarensis, 3682 nucleotides. RefSeq lists its product as uncharacterized. Lineage: Eukaryota; Metazoa; Arthropoda; Insecta; Diptera; Culicidae. Bases 858 to 3539 code for a protein of 893 amino acids. Gene Ontology annotation, molecular function: inositol-polyphosphate 5-phosphatase activity. The transcript has 9 exons. The record is from RefSeq and is a predicted model, not a curated record. Gene Ontology annotation, biological process: phosphatidylinositol dephosphorylation.
UGCCGUUCAUCGCUCGGUCGCUCGUAACGUUGUUGGUGGUUGGUUUGCUGAAAUCGGGAUCGCGCUGUGCAGAGAUUACCCAUCCAUCGUUGAAAAGUGCUCCUCAAUUCUGUUAUCAUCGUUCCUACAGUGGCCACCAGCCGUCCUGUUACGUUGGGACGAGUGCGUUGAUAUUGUCGCGAAAAAGUGCCAUCUUUCAGACGUGCGUGAUUCUGUUGUGUUUUUGCGCUGUGUCGGUGCAAAAAAGGUGAAAUUUUGGGUUGUGAUGCAAAGAAGUUAUAAAAAUUGAUUAUUGCGGAAGUCCGGUUGAGUGGUUCUGUCUUUUCUCUGACGAGAGGAAAAAAAAAGUUUCGUCACCAGCCAGCAGGCAGCCACACACAGAAGAAUGUCAAUGAAGUGAAGAGUGUUUUCGGUUUUCUACAAAGUGUGCGGCGAGUGUGUCGGAGGAGGAAAAGUACGAGAAAAAAAUGAAAGUGAAAGCGCCUUCGCCUACUUUAGUCGUUGUUGUCAAUCUGGCGACCGAGAGGGUCGUGUAAAUAAUAUUUACGAAUACCUACCACCCACUACAAGUGCCACUCUGCCUUGCCAUCCUCACAAGAGGAAGGAUUGAAAUAUUCGCGUUAGUACAAUAUGAUUCGGAAGCAAUCAGUUCCACCUGUGCGAUGUGAGAGAUGAAUUUACCUGAACUGUGAAGUGCUGUAUGUUCGGGUUGGUGGAAUUUAUCUCGCAGGAAUCCGCUUAUCAGAGUCGGGAAAAGUAAAUAUCUUACGGUGAGCGUUUUAGUUAGUGGCUGCACAAGACAGGAUAAAAGCGGACGCCUUGUCGUCCGCAGCAGCCGAACAGUAGAGGAUAGAAAGAUGGAAAAUCCAAGUUCGCUUCCAUUCCUUCUAGUCACAGCCAACGUCGGGAGCGUUUUUGAGGACCCCUCGCGACUGCUCAACAUUUGGAUCCAGGAAUUCCUCAGCCAUGUCGUAUCACGUCGGCCGGCCUUUAUCGCCCUGCACCUGCAGGAAGUGGGUGGCAAAACGUACGAAAAAUCCAUGGAGUACGUCCAGGAAUUCAUCAAGAACCUGUGCGAAUCGGCCGAGCUGGCCGACUACAACCGGAUUCGGGUGUACCUGGACGAGGAUUACAAUUCGGCGGAACACUUCACGGCACUAGGAAAUCUUUACUUUGCCAUUCGCACCAUCGGGCAGUUGGAGAUUUGGAACUUUCUCACGCACGAAUGGGAUACGGUCGGAGGCAAAAACAUUCACACCGGCAACAUCGAAUCGGUUGCCACGAAAGAGAAGGCUAAAUUCCCUCAGCAAUUUUUCCCGGAGUGCAAAUGGUCUCGCAAGGGCUUCCUGCGAACUCGCUGGUCUGUCAAUGGAACCGUGUUUGAUUUGGUCAACAUCCAUCUGUUUCACGAUGCGUCCAACCUGGCUGCCUGUGAGGAGUACCCAUCGGUGUACUGCAAGAGCCGUCGGAGGGCUCUGGUGCAUACGCUGGAAAGAUUUCACAAGGAUAAACUGAACAAAGCUGUGCCAUAUUUUGUCUUCGGCGAUUUCAACUUUCGGUGUGACACUGAAGGCGUCAUUAAGAAACUGACUGAGGAUCUCACGAAGCACCAAAUCCCGCACGCAAAAAUCGACAACUCAAAGGUUCAGUACCGCGACUCGGAAGGUGCAAACGUACUUACGGUAGGCAAGAAGGAGUUCAACCAUAACGAUCAAAGCACUUUUAAGGAGAGUUGGCUGCGUCAAUUCGAUCGCGAGCUGGAUUCGCUGCGCAGCAUACUGUACGAAUAUCCAAUCACAUUCCCGCCCUCCUACCCGUACGAGGAAGACCCGCUGCAACCGGGUAGCUACAUGUCCACUCGUUGUCCGGCCUGGUGCGACCGGAUACUGCUUAGUCCAGCGGCCCGCAAACUUAUCGACGAGGGACGAGAGAACGGAAAGGCACAAGGUGCGCCGAUCCCUAAGGAUAUUUACGGUAUCAUCGGUGAGACGGUGUGUAUGGGAGACCAUAAGCCGGUUUAUCUCAAUAUUCGAAUUAAGACGAGUCAAGGUAUUUUAAAUUACUGUUCCUGUGAUACGCAUGCGCCUAAACGUGUUGAACACUUUUCCAAUAAUAGUACUAUUAAUGUUAAUAAUAACAAUAGCUGUAGUAGUAAUUUAGCUAGUAAACUUGUUUGUAGUAAUAGUAGUAGCAACAGUUGCGAACUCAACAAUGCCUACAACAGCAACAACAAUAACAACAGCAUACGAAUCCCCACUACUGCUAACGAAACGAAGCCUGCUAGUGGCUUCAACACUUCAACUCUCAUCACAAGCACCAUCUGCACACCUGUUUGCGCAACCGAUCCCUCUUCUCCCACAGCUGAUACUACUACUACUACUCAAAACGACAGAAACAACAGACCAUCGCUGCAGUCUAACAACAAACAUCACUGUUCGCACUGCUUCGGUCGUAUUCAGACCACGUUUGAUGAGAUUCUUUCCAAGCUGGAGAUGUCAGCCGGAGCGUGUCCCACCGAAACAAACAAACCGAUUGAUCAAUCCACCCGAACCGCGGAUGAACCGCUUACGGUGUCCAAAGCCCCCUUGUCGGUCCGCAUCAGCGUUUUCGACACGGACAGCAACGCCAAUGUUUGUAUGUGUUCAUUGUACAGUAGUAGCUUUAGUCUAGGUGGAGAAAACCGGCGCAGCCGGUCCGGUUCUGUUAAUUGUCGUGAUCAACUACCGUCACCGGAUACUAAUCCCCAAAUAUGUCCCAACUGUCGAAACAUCAUCAAGCAUCAACCGGUCGAGCACCGGAAGACACUCAUCUCGCGCAGACUGAUGUUAGCUAACGACAUCAUUGUGAAUCGUAUCGACAACCAUUAUCUAAACACUUACACAAACUCCACAGGGAAGACGACAGCCGGUGGCACAAUCACCCAUUUCGAACCCUACACUCCGGAGAGUGUAGAAUCUCACUCACCCGUGCCAGAGGGUGCCAACCGGUUAGAACUUGACGAAUCUCAAACCGUAGAUCUGCUGGAUCAAAGUGCACCCCUGCUGGAGGAACCUGCUAGUUCCAACCAAUCACCCGCCAUCUGGCUGAGUGAUUCGAAACAACCACCCACCAAAUCGUCGACGGGUGCAGCUAAUUCGGCGAAGAAAAUUCUUGCUACUGAGGGUGAGGGUUUUUCCAGCUCCAGUACUACUACUAGUCGGUGCGGUGUGUCCCCGCGCCAGCUGAAAUCACGCCUGGAGAAGCUCAAGCGAAUCUCGGACCGCCGGAAACAGUUUCAACAGGGUCGAAGUUCGAACAAUAGUAGCGGGGGUACACAGACCGCCGCCACAGGGACUGCGAGUGCGGAUGAGCUGCUGACGCUGAAUGUCAGCGGGAAAUCUAGUCGAGGGGACGGUGCUGAUGAUGCAGCAGGGAAGGAGGACCUUGCACUCGUUUCGCCACCAGAGACAUCUGGCGGUGAUGGUGACAAGCGGGGGACUGAACGGAACGAUCGCAAGCUGGUCAAUUGCUUCCAGCGGCAUUGUUGUGCUGUAUCGUAGUCUUAGUAGCUUUUUUUAGAGAAAACAGGUGCACAUGGUUUGCGACGUGUGUUUCUGCUGUACUUACGCGGUAAUGUUUUUGUGGUUCAUUUUUUUUGCGGCACAAAAGAAGCAAGAAAGUAAAACGAUUUGUUUUUAUCCUA